Capsaspora owczarzaki ATCC 30864 is the source of this 979-nucleotide messenger RNA. RefSeq lists its product as hypothetical. The record is from RefSeq and is a predicted model, not a curated record. The transcript is spliced from 7 exons. NCBI's taxonomy places the organism in Eukaryota, Filasterea, Ministeriida, Capsasporidae. Bases 63 to 854 code for a protein of 263 amino acids. Gene Ontology annotation, molecular function: protein binding.
CAAUACCGUUCGUUUCAGUUCGAAUCGAAGUCAGUCCCUUUUUUUUGUUAACAGUUUUGACAAUGAGUUUUCGCGGUCUUUCGCUUCUACGCGCGCCGGUUUUACUUUCUAGGGCUGUGCGUGCACCGAUUGCACUACUCUAUAGCUCUGGGAGUGUAUCCACGCGACGAGCGGCCUCGGGAUCGGCCACGACGCCUCCAGUGUCCAACCAGACCAUCUCGCGUGCUGCAUUCACCGAGUACAUCACCGCUCGACGGCUGCUCGAUGCGUCUCAUGCUGCCCCGCUGCUCGAGACGGCCGCCGCGCAUGGCCAUACAGACGCACUGCACAUUCUAGCACUCGACAUGUUCAAGGUUGAGUCGCGAGAGUCGCUGUUCCGUGGAUAUCAAUUGUUAAAAGCAUCGGCUGAUCUCGGACAUGCAUUGUCGCUUUAUCUGCUUGGAUGCAGCCAUCUUGAAGGUCGAUAUAACAUUCCGGUAGACUAUGAGUUAGGGUAUUCUAUGAUUCAGGCUGCAGCUGAUAGGAAUCUGCCGCAAGCCAUGUAUCAUGUGGCUGUAAAGUUGCUUGCUGAAUCCGCGCAACCGCCAGACGAAGCACGGGCUCUCUCCAUGUUGCGAAAGGCUUCAAAAAUUCGAUCGGAUGCGUUGGAGCGGAUUCGGUGUGUAUUGGGCUUGCAUCUGCUAAGAAAGUGGUAUACGACACCAGAAGAGGAGCGAACAAUGCUCGAAAUGGAUGCGUUGAAUGAGGCCCUGCCGCUGCUCCACGCGUUGAAGCAUGGUGGCGGUCCUACUGCAUUUGUUGCGGCCGCCUGGCUUGAGCAUAUUGAAGAAGAUUUGCUGGCUCUUGAUGACUGAUGCUCGAGUCACGCAGCGUUCCCCUCGUUUCCAAAGUGGUUGAUAUUUAGUUACAAGAACAUUUGCUCGUCUCCGUUUCUAAUCCACCUUGUUUCUUAGUAUUGUGAUCCACACCUUCUUCUUUG